Messenger RNA from Geodia barretti, 1194 nucleotides. NCBI's taxonomy places the organism in Eukaryota, Metazoa, Porifera, Demospongiae, Tetractinellida, Geodiidae. The record is from the annotation of a GenBank genome assembly.
CACCAGGCACGGAUACAAGACCAAGAGGCUCGUGUUCAGGAGGAGGAGGGAGGGGACGCUCACAACGAGGAGUAUGUAAAGCAAAACGAGCUUUCGUCGGCGCAAAUCGCGGCCUAUUUCAAGUACGGAGGCUACAACCUUGCAGCCAAGGAAGAAGCAGAGAUACAAGACGACAAAGAUAGCCUGCCGGCAGAUUUUGAUGACAAGAUUGCCAAGCAUGCAGACAAUGAAGAUGAUGAAAAUCCUGAAGAAGAGUCACCAGGGCAGUAUUAUGCAGAAGAGUCACCAGGGGAGGUUUAUGCAGCAGACAAUGAAGAUGAUGAAAAUCCUGAAGAAGAGUCACCAGGGCAGUAUUAUGCAGAAGAGUCACCAGGGGAGGUUUAUGCAGCAGAGUCACCAGGGGAGGAUUAUGCAGAAUACAACAAUUAUGACAACUAUGACGAAGGUAAUGCAGUUAAAAUGGAUGGCCCAGGGGAUGGAAAUGAAGGAGACUAUCUACCUGCAGAGUUGGAAGACGACUAUGGCUUCAUAGAAGACUUUGAGAGUUCCCGCGAGGCUGCGGAGGGAGAGAUACCGUCGCAUCAAGCGACCUCUGCUAAACCGUCCAACCUGCAGGACAACGUGUUGAACCUUUUAGUUGUGGAUAGGGAUCAAACUGAUGAGAAAACUCCAGAAUUGCAAAUUUUGGUUCUACAACCGGAUCCGACGAUUCAAGCUACCAACAGCGAGAGGAAAGCGGGAAAUUCUCCCAGGGGAGCAGGGAGACCUCGAGGAGACGGCCGUGGUGAACACGGUGCUGCUAAGGCCUCUGUUCAAGACGACGGGCUGAAUGUCGGGAACAGAGAUCAGAAUACUGGCACAGCCCCCGAUGGACAACAAGGCUUUGAAGAUUUCUUUCAAAAUCUCGCGAAAUCAUAUCCCCAGCCUGGAGGAGCCGGUGGCCAAAAUAACGAGAACCAAUAUUUGGCCAACCGACAUUCUCAGCAAACUAUCGUCGAUGACGAUGAAUCGAGUGAGAGCGUGAUGGAUGAUUUAUUGCAGGGUUUGGUGAUCGUUCCCGUAUCGGAUACGAGCGAUGCUCUAUAUUAUUACACUGGCCGCGCUGGUGGCAACUCUCCCAGUGACUAUGCAUACAAUGGAGGCGGCACUUACAAUAGCGCUGGUCAGUAUGGAUCUGGACCUAACGGGGGUCAG